CUGCGCCACGAGUGAGUUGCCGUAAUCGGGGCUUUCUAGAGGGAGAGUAGGGGAGACGUCAUAAGGUGUGCCGGGAAAAUGGUUGCGCCUAUCCUCAGGGUUGUGUUGCAUGGAAUGCGAAGUAACCGACCUAUUAGUACUAGUGCUGUUCUCUGCAAACUGGGGAUACCUCUGGGACCAAUGCCUAAUGAAAAUAUAGAUGUCAGCAACUUGGAGGCACUGGAGAAGUACCGCAGCUUUACUCGCUACUGGAAGGCUGCAGAAAAAGAGAGCAAGAAACCUAACUGGUGGCAGACCUACAAGAAAUGCAUCACUCCAAAACAAGAUGAAGAAGCGAAAAUAGACAUUAGUCUACCUUAUACUCGGCCACCACGAAAACGAACACUUAUGGAGAGAAAAGCUAUAAUGAGACAGAACUUCAACAAUGCGGAAUUGGAAAGAGCAUCUCGUCUUGGGACAUUGUUGAUUCCACUUGAGGAUGUCCGAGCUGAAUGGGAGAGAACCAGUGGCCCGUUCCACAAGCAGCGCAUGGCAGAACACUAUGGGCUAUACAGGGAUUUGUUCGAUAAUGCUACUUUCAUUCCUAUAGUUCCUCUAAGGGUAGAAUACAACCAGGAUGAGGAACAUAUUAUGCCAGUCUAUCAUGGGAAUGUGGUGACCCCCACAGAGGCAUUUAACCUUCCUGAAGUCUCAUUUGAAGCAGAAGAAGGAUCACUCUGGACCCUCUUGCUGACAAACCUGGAUGGACACCUGCUUGACACCAGUAUGGAGUAUGUCCACUGGUUGGUGACAAACAUUCCAGGUAAUAAAGUAGAAGGAGGUGCGGAAACUUGUCACUACUUCCCUCCAUUCCCUGCUAAAGGAACUGGAUACCACCGCUUUGUCUUCCUUCUCUUCAAGCAAGACCAGGCUAUUGAUUUUGAUGAAGAUAAGCGGCCAACACCAUGCCAUAGCCUCAAGAUGAGAACCUUCAAGACCUAUGACUUCUACAAGAAGCAUCAGAACGAAAUGACACCAGCAGGGUUGGCCUUCUUCCAGUGCCAGUGGGAUGACUCUGUUACACAAGUCUUUCACCAGCUUCUCAAUAUGAAGGAGCCAGUAUUUGACUUCGUGCGACCACCCAAAUACCACGCCCCACAGAAGAAGUUUCCACACCGCCAGCCUCUGAGGUACCUGGACAGGUACAGGGACAGCGAUGAGCCCACUUACGGCAUUUACUGAGAGGCCCCCUGAACAGAUUAACUGCUGUGCAACAAGGAGUCCUCCUGCACUUCAUGCAGGUCUGAAAAACAGACGUGUAUGGGCCACAACUGGAUUUGAUUCAAAUUGCCGCUCUUACUCACCGCUUGAAAGAGGAAUAUAGCUUACAUCUCUUGUGAAUAUCUCAGAAGGCUUGUCAAUGUGUUAUAAAGUAUAUUGGUCCUUGCAAUGAAGAAUAAGCCUUGCCAGCAGGCCCAGGAUUGCCCAGUUGAGCUUCUGUCUUGCUUCCUCGGGGACAAAUACCAUGCAUAACCUGCUGCAAACAAAGCAGUUCGCUUUGUGUAUCAGUCAUUGACUCUGCAAAAUAUCUUUAUCUGAAUUGAAUCAGAUAGCAUGUGAAAUCUUGUAAACUACACCAUUUGUCUAACCCUAAAUGUAUGAAUACAUGUUUUUAAAACCAUACUAGACUUUAAUUUGAGAGUUUGGAUAGAAGCAUAUGGAGUCAUCCCACUCUGAGAAAGGUGGCGUACUCCAGUAUUUCAGCUGUUCCUAUCACUUACGGUUUAAGCAAGCAUGAUCCUGUUUGUUGCUCCUGCGGGGCAAAAGUAUGGUAGCCACUUAGAAUGAACUGGGUUAUUGACAGAGUAAGCUUUUAUAAGCAAUAAUCUAUUUCAUGAGAUCCAUGAAAUUAUCUGAGGAACAAGUUAGUAUGUGUAAUGUUUCAUAUGACACUGAAGGAAAAAACCAAAUGAAACAAAUAAUAAAUAUGAAGAUGUGACUCUUGCACUGCCA
This is a messenger RNA of Hemicordylus capensis (graceful crag lizard), 1992 nucleotides long. It is a transcript of the gene MRPL38, whose product is annotated as mitochondrial ribosomal protein L38. Gene Ontology annotation, cellular component: mitochondrial large ribosomal subunit. The coding region runs from base 79 to 1221 and encodes 380 amino acids. The record is from RefSeq and is a predicted model, not a curated record. The transcript has 9 exons. Lineage: Eukaryota; Metazoa; Chordata; Lepidosauria; Squamata; Cordylidae.